Messenger RNA from Scophthalmus maximus (turbot), 7554 nucleotides. It is a transcript of the gene foxp1b, whose product is annotated as forkhead box P1b. The coding region runs from base 759 to 2801 and encodes 680 amino acids. Gene Ontology annotation, cellular component: nucleus. Gene Ontology annotation, biological process: regulation of transcription by RNA polymerase II. The record is from RefSeq and is a predicted model, not a curated record. Lineage: Eukaryota; Metazoa; Chordata; Actinopteri; Pleuronectiformes; Scophthalmidae. The transcript is spliced from 22 exons. Gene Ontology annotation, molecular function: RNA polymerase II cis-regulatory region sequence-specific DNA binding; DNA-binding transcription repressor activity, RNA polymerase II-specific.
ACUGAGGGGGGAAAAGGAGCUCGCGCCUCUCCUUGCGAGGCAGCCAAGCGAGCGUGAAACUCCAUUUUGCUCCUUUUUUGAAACGUUUCUUUUUGUUUGUUGUUGUUGUUGUUGUUUUCUCCUCGACGCCCUCGGUAAGAUCACCUCCUUUCUCCUUGUACUUAAGUUAGUUGGUUAGCGAGUGAGCCCCCCCCCGCCUCCGCCUCCGCCACCGCCACCUCCGCGGCGGGCGGUGUUUACGGUGUGUGAUUUGUUGUCGCACGCGUUCUCGGUACACAAGCUCGCGUGCACGGGAUUUCGGUCGCCCACACACACACACACACCCACACACACACACAGACCAACACCAGCGAGUCGGUUGCCUCCGCGUGCGCCUGCUAGCUGCUCUGUGACGCGCUGUCCGUUCUGGGCAACAUGGAAAGGAAGUGAACUUGGCCACUUUGGGAACAAACUAAAGCCACUAGUGAAAGUUGAUAACGUCAGAACUACUGUGAGCUGGAUUCCGAUUGGGGGAAUGGGGUGCCAGUCCGUCCUGCACCAGUGAUCAGGAGAAAGACCUCUGCUCGCUCAGAUGCCAGCCAGCAGUAUUUUUCUCCGGCAGUGCAGCCUUAUCUGCGCUUGAGCCUGCCGCUCCAGCCAGGAGACUCCAGUGGUGACAUCCUGCGGAGCCAGAGAUCAAAGGCGAGGGGGCUGUUUUACCACGGCUGGAACUGAAGAUUGCUUUAAAUAAGCAAGUCCUUGUAGAAGGUUUUUAAGUCAUGAUGCAAGAAUCUGGGACGGAAGCGGCGAGCAACGGACCAGCCAGUCAAAAUGGAGGCUCAGGCAUGGAGGGCGGGUCCAGGGAGGGACGACCCAAGAGUGCCACGCCGUCAGUGGAGGUGACGGCAGCCGACCUCCUGCAUCUCCAGCAGCACCAGGCUCUACAAGUGGCGCGGCAGAUACUCCUCCAGCAGCAGCAGCAGCAGCAGCAGCAGCAGUCGCAUCAACUGCAGUCUCAACAAAACACUGGCCGCAAAUCCCCCAAAGCCAACGACAAGCAGCAAAGCCUUCAGGUCCCAGUGUCAGUGGCUAUGAUGACACCUCAAGUGAUAACUCCACAGCAGAUGCAGCAGAUCCUUCAGCAGCAAGUCCUGAGCCCUCAGCAGCUCCAGGUUCUUCUCCAGCAGCAGCAGGCCCUCAUGUUACAGCAGCAGCAACUCCAAGAGUUCUACAAGAAGCAGCAGGAACAGCUCCACCUCCAGCUCCUACAGCAGCAGCAGCAGCACCAUGCGGGCAGCAAGCAGAGUAAAGAGCAGCAGGUCUCAGCGCAGCAGUUGGCCUUCCAGCAGCAGCUCCUGCAGGUCCAGCAGGUCCAGCAGCAGCAUCUACUCAACCUUCAGAGACAAGGGCUGCUCACCAUCCAGCCUGGACAGACCGGCCUGCCGCUGCACUCCCUCGCUCAGGGCAUGAUUCCAGCGGAGCUGCAGCAACUGUGGAAGGAGGUGACAAACGCCCAUGUGAAGGAGGAGCACAACAACAGCAGCAACAACGGCCACCGGGGCCUUGACCUGUCCUCCCCGGCACUGCCAAAGAACCUACUUCUCAACCAGCACGUCUCCACCAACGGGCAAUACAUGAGUCACAAGAGAGAAGGAUCCACGCUAGAAGAGCAUUCCCCUCACAGUCACCCCCUCUACGGCCAUGGUGUUUGCAAGUGGCCUGGAUGCGAGGCUGUGUUUGACGAUUUCCAUUCAUUCCUCAAGCAUCUUAACAAUGAGCAUGCCCUGGAUGACAGGAGCACGGCCCAGUGUCGGGUGCAAAUGCAGGUCGUACAACAGCUGGAGCUGCAGCUAUCGAAAGACAAAGAGCGUCUGCAAGCCAUGAUGACGCACCUUCAUGUCAAGUCCACGGAGCCCAAAGCCACCCCACAGCCGCUCAACCUGGUGUCCAACAUCACACUGUCCAAGUCGGCCCCUGCGGCCUCUCCUCCUCUGAGCCUGCCCCAGACCCCGACCACGCCCACGACACCCCUCACCCCCCUAUCCCAGACGCACUCCGUCAUCACAGCCAACAGCCUGCACAGCGUGGGCCCCAUGCGACGGCGCUACUCGGAAAAGUACAACAUGCCCAUCUCUCCAGAUCUCAGUCAGAACAAAGAGUUUUACAUGAACGCAGAUGUUAGACCGCCGUUCACGUACGCCUCGCUAAUAAGACAGGCAAUCCUCGAAUCUCCAGAAAAGCAGCUAACACUAAACGAAAUCUACAACUGGUUCACACGAAUGUUUGCAUAUUUUAGACGCAACGCGGCGACGUGGAAGAACGCAGUCCGGCAUAAUCUUAGUCUUCACAAGUGUUUUGUGCGAGUAGAAAACGUAAAAGGGGCUGUGUGGACAGUCGACGAACUAGAGUUCCAAAAGAGACGGCCUCAAAAGAUCAGUGGAAGUCCAGCCUUAGUGAAGAACAUUCAGACCAGCUUGGGCUAUGGUCCGACCCUCUCUGCUGCCUUCCAGGCUUCAAUGGCAGAAAACAACAUACCUCUAUACACUACUGCUUCCAUUGGAAGUCCUACCCUCAACUCCCUGGCCAACGCCAUCCGUGAGGAGAUGAAUGGAGCGAUGGACCAUGGAAACAGCAACGGCAGUGACAGCAGCCCAGGACGCUCGCCCCUGCUAGCUAUGCAUCACAUCAGCAUUAAGGAGGAACCACUGGACCCCGACGACCACGAAGGGCCCCUCUCCCUGGUAACGACUGCCAAUCACAGUCCGGAUUUCGAUCACCACAGAGAUUACGACGACGACCAGGGCCACGACGACAUGCUGUAAGGCCGGCGCCGCCCCCCUCCCCAGCCUCAGAGGCCGAAGCAGUCGGGGGUCAUCUGGGAGACGGAAAGGCUCCGCAGAUAACAAACACUGAACUGCAGUCUCAGCCACUGAUGACAGCUCUCAAUUGUCUCCACGUCAACUUUUUAGUGCCAUUACAAUACAUAGCAAACACACACACACACACACACACACACACACACACACACAGACACACACACAGAGAGAGAACAUGGCCCACACGCGGCGUCUUCUUUUUCUGAUUCCUUUCUACUCUUGAUUUUAAGUAAAGCUUAAAAAAAGUGAAACCUUCAUUUCUACUCAUGUGUCGGAUGGACUUGUUUGGUACGGGGGGUCCACAUGUUUGCGGUCAGACUCUGGGAGACCCUCGCCGUGCAGCCGGGACGUACUGCACUCCGCGGACUGCAAGAGGGGCUGUGUCUCUCCCCCACCCUCCUCCCCAAUCUCUCUCUUUCUUUCCCUCUCCCUCCUUCCUUCUGUCAGACACACACAUCUCACCACAAACCGAGGAGAGAGAGAGAGAGACAAUGACUGACGUUUAAUUUACACCGUGUGCGUGCGUGCGCCCGCGCGUGUGUGUGAGGGAGAGCGAGUGCGGACCUCUGCUCAUUGUUACUGCCUUCAACACUUCUCAUUGGUUUGAUUCCAUCUUGGGCGGGAAGGGAUGUUGUUUUUAUUCGGGUGUAUUUUGUGUCGGGGGGUGAGACGUUAUAAAAUAUCAAACAUAAUGUGUUUUUUUUUCCUUCCAUCAUUCUAUGCUGUUAUUGAUGUCGCAUCUUUGUUUUUUUUUGUUGUUUUUCUUUGAACUGAUCAGACCUCAUGCCCAUGCUGUGGAGAUUCUGUGUGGUCAGCACUUGAUGAUGAAUGUUUAUGAUUUCCUUUCAUGUUGUUCUUCAAACACAGAAGCAGAAUGUCAGAUACCAAGCAGUAUUUUUCUGUCAUUUAUUCCAAAAUCAUCAUCGGGGAAAAAAAAGAAAGAAAAAAGUCGCCACUCUGACAUGUAGCCCGCCCCUCGACCCCUCCUCUUCCUCGUCCUCCUCCUCUUUCUCAUGAAGUCCAUUGGCAAUGCACUACUCAUAAUGAAGGCUCUCUCCACGCAUCAAUGAAGCUUAAUUUAAGAUGCGAAUGAAUGACAGAGAAAUCAUGCAGGUUAUGGUUUAUCCUCAUGAAAUUAUACUUUAAAACAGCCCUUGCGACAGAGCUUAGCCGCAACACAAUUUCUGAUCACUCCGGUUUUAUUUUUUGGGGGAAAUGAAAAUGUCAGGUGUGCACUGGCGAGAUAAUGAUUUCGACCAACUAAUUGAGAUUUCUGAACGCAACUGCCAUUGUUCAUCAAACUAUGUCUGCUUUUCCACUCUGUGAUUCCGUUCAGAGCUCGCGGAUAAAACGUGCAUUCCCCCCGUAGUUUUAUUUGUAUCACGCGCAUGACUCGUUCUUCUAAGUUUUUCCGGCGAUUGUUAAUAAUUGCACACCAGGUGAGAUGCUCCUUUCUCUUUCUUCAAGGGAGCCAAGUCCCAAGACUCGCAAUAAGACCGAAACAUUGCACAUUCCAGCAUUUGACAGCCAUGGUGAAUGGGCCCAGACGUACAGUACAGUACAUGCCAUGUACAGUGGGGGAUGUGGAUGCCUCGAUGUUCAGUGUCGCCCAACAAGCCAAUGAGCUGCAGUCCACAACAUUGAACUGGGUGAAAUCCACGUGGUUUUGUGAUGCAGCAACAAAACAAAAAGUCCAGCCGUCAUCAGAGAUAAACAUUUUAAAGAGACCAUGAAUUUCAAGACUGCAAUCAACCACUUUUAAUUUUUUCUUUUUAUUUAUUAUUAGUAUUAGUAUUAUUAUUAUUUUAUGUUUUUCUUUGGCUUUUUUUUUUUUUCUUUGUUGUUUUUCCAUGUGUUUUAAUAUCUUGUUCUGUGACUACCAAAGAUAAACUACAGAGUCAAUGUUGUGUGUUCCAUGCAAUAGCGGAUAAGGCCAAAUAUCUCUCCUCCAUUCUCUCCCACCGGACGAUCCCAGCUGCUGGGGUCGGGCCGGCGGCAGACUGAAUCGAGGGGAAAUGCUCCUCAAACUGGUGUUUUCAUUCACUUUUAUUCAAAAAGAAGAAGAACCAAAAGGGGGGGGGGGGGUGUCGGACAGCUGCGGUAAUGUUGUGCAGCGACCAAAUCUGAACGAGAGGCGACGACAGUCUCGACUAAACGAUGACCAAAUUAGGGAAACUUUUUUAUAAUUUUUUUGUCUUUGGGCCAGUGAGUGGAAAAGGGAGCUUUUUGGUCAGGAACAGAUUUGUGCGCAACAUAAAGGGUUUGUACUGUAGAUAACGCUGAUGACAAAAGAAAUAUACUGGUAAAUGGGAAAAGCUUUGCAGAGAACAAUGUGAAAUGGAUUCUAUACGUCGACUGGACCACACAAUGAUUUGUUGUUUCUCUUCUUUUACUUCCUUACACAUUUGUAUCCUUUGAAAUGAUUGUAUGCCACUUUUUUUUAGGGGUUUUAGUGUCUUUAUGAGGGAAGACUUUAUGAUUGUGUUUAGUUUCUGUCAACUCAUUACUUUUUAUAUUAAAAAACACUCCUGUCAACUAAUAAGCUGGGUACAAGGUACUUUAUGGCAGUUAUUGUUAUUGUUUUAUUUUAUUUUUUGAAGUACACCGCUCAUUAACUAUAAAAGGAGAAGGCCAAUCUGUGGUUUCCAGAAGAUGUAUUUAAUACCCAGGCAGCUGUGGGAUGGGUCAGUCGCAGACAGGCGAGGAUCGUGAGAACAGGGACGAGCUCGUCCACAAACCCCCGGUCGCCUCGGCUGGUUUGUUUGGUAUUCGGAGAGGAGGAAGAAGCGCUGGUAGAUUAGAACAUUCUCAGCAUGUGUAGCCUGACAUUACUAAAGAUAACAGCAUGAGAAAAACCGUUAGGACGCAUACCUCAUCUCAAACCUAUAGGGAAUGAUUCAAUUAAACCAGAGGAAAAUUUAAAAAAUAGAAAAUAAACAUUUCACUCAGUUGCCCUUAGUCGUGUGUCCUGCAUGUGUAGUCUGAUACUGUAGAGAGGGAAAAGUAUUUUAAAAAAAGGAGAGAAAAAAAUGAAAUUAGAGCUUGUUUAUCUCAAAGGUAUCGUCCUUUUUUUUUUCUUUUUUCUUUUUUUUUGCCAAACCAAUCCAAACCUCAGGCCUUUCUGUUUGUGGAAGUAUCACCCAGCUGUGUGGCACCAUCCAUCCCGUCAGUCUGUCCUCUGACGGGUCGUUUUAAGGGCGUUCCAAUAUUAGGUUGUACAUACUGUACAUGUCAGCGUAGCCUUUGUCCCCUCCCGUCCUUUCCUCCCUCUCUCUCUCUCUCUCUCUCUCUCUGUCUCUGGCGCUUUUCUUUUGUUUAAGAUCAAAAAAUACAUUUGUGUUAUGAUGUUUGCUUCAUCGCCACUGCUUUGUAUUAACUAUGGAAUAGCUAUGAGAAAAAAAAACUGCUGUAUGUAUUGGAAUAGCAAACUGUGCUGCAAAUGUAUUUUACUUAGUAAUAUUUGCUUUAAAAGGAAGAUAAAAAAAAGAAAAGAAGAAAAAGACCAAAAAAAAAAAAUCACCUCAUCCUCACAGACGUCUGGGUGAGCUGGGCAGGGGGCAGGCUGGGGGGGAUUAAUCCCCCAUUUUGGAUUUUAAACUGUAAUAUAGAAAACAGACUUUUUCUCUGUUAUCAUUAGCCUAAGCAUUUUGUACAGGUUUUUUCUUUCCCUCUUUGUGUUAAGCUGUUUUUUGAUACUUCCUUUUGAUGGUCCAACCACUGCCUUCUGUGGCUGUAUGUUCAAGAUUACUGCUCCGAGAAAAAGGGCACACAGGUAUAUUUCUUCUACAAGACUGCGAUAUCUUGCAUGACUAAUCCCAGGGUCACAGAGAUUGGGGGGGGGGGGGUAGGUGGUGGUGGGAUGGGGGCAGGGUAUGGUGUAAGUGGUCAGUAAUAAUAUAAGGGUGUAUCAAUCUAAUGAUAUUUUAUAUGAAAUUAAUAGGAAACAGAAGAAAAAUAUGCAGUGCCAAGAUGUAAAGAAUAUUGUUGAAUGCUUUUGUUUUUCUUCGUCGUUUGAGAAAUGUCAUUUCGCCCCUUGCGUCAGCGGCGUGUGUCCUCCUCAUCCUCCGUCUUCUCAUCCAGGUAAAAGACACGUUUUUGUUUGGCAUCGAGAUAUUUUUAUUUUACGAUUUUUUUUUUUGUCUCGAGGAAUUUUGUUCAGCGAGUCGAACCAAGCACAGCGGGCGGGUCCGAGGUGGAGAGUCAAGAGUGUAGCGUCCCGCAAACCUGCGGCCUCGUGGCGUCAGAUGCCCCCUGACCUCACACACACACACUGGCACCCGGGCUACAACGCCAUCGUUUUCAACCAUCACCAACCAUCCAGCCUGCUGUCAUUCCGUCCCCGUCCCCCCCACCGCCUCUUUCUCCCUCUCUCACAUCACACUCUGUUUUUUUUCCACAUGGAGGGGGGAGGGAGGGAGAGAAGAAGUGGAGGGGGGGAGGAGCUGUCACGGUGCUCUCAGCUUGUCUCGCUUUCUCUGUCUUCCUUUUCUUUUCUUUCUUUGAAGAUGUACUCUGUAGUUUUCUUUUUUUCCUGUUCUUUUUUUUCUUUUUUUUAUAGAGACAUAUUAUUGCCCAUCAUUUCCAUCAGUGUGUAACCUCCUCAUCAUUCCUCGUCUGUCUGAUGCAGACCACUCUGUUGUAGUCAGUGGCGAUGACUGACGUGAGCAUUCUAAACAUGCAAUAAAUUGCUGGUUGUUCA